Messenger RNA from Propithecus coquereli (Coquerel's sifaka), 3004 nucleotides. RefSeq names its product cannabinoid receptor 1 (brain) (gene CNR1). Gene Ontology annotation, molecular function: cannabinoid receptor activity. Gene Ontology annotation, cellular component: membrane. Gene Ontology annotation, biological process: G protein-coupled receptor signaling pathway. The record is from RefSeq and is a predicted model, not a curated record. Lineage: Eukaryota; Metazoa; Chordata; Mammalia; Primates; Indriidae. The transcript is spliced from 2 exons. Bases 132 to 1550 code for a protein of 472 amino acids.
CAGUUGCAUAAAGAACACAGAUGAGAGCUUUCAUUCCCUGCUAAAAAGGAUGCCAUAUCUCCACCAGUGAUUCCCUCCUGCGGGUCUCUUUCUCAGUCAUUUUGAGGUUGGCCUAAUUGAAGACUGAGGUUAUGAAGUCGAUUCUAGAUGGCCUUGCAGAUACUACCUUCCGCACCAUCACCACAGACCUCCUCUACGUGGGCUCGAAUGACAUUCAGUACGAAGACAUCAAAGGUGACAUGGCAUCCAAAUUAGGGUACUUCCCGCAGAAAUUUCCUCUCACUUCCUUUAGGGGAAGUCCCUUCCAAGAAAAGAUGACUGCAGGAGACAACCCCCAGUUGGUCCCAGCAGACCAGGUGAACAUUACAGAAUUUUACAACAAGUCUCUCUCAUCCUACAAAGAGAAUGAGGAGAACAUCCAGUGCGGGGAGAACUUCAUGGACAUGGAGUGCUUCAUGAUCCUGAACCCCAGCCAGCAGCUGGCCAUCGCCGUGCUGUCCCUCACCCUGGGCACCUUCACGGUUCUGGAGAACUUGCUGGUGCUCUGCGUCAUCCUCCACUCCCGCAGCCUCCGCUGCAGGCCUUCCUACCACUUCAUUGGCAGCCUGGCGGUGGCAGACCUCCUGGGAAGCGUCAUUUUUGUCUAUAGCUUCGUUGACUUCCACGUGUUCCACCGCAAAGAUAGCCACAACGUGUUUCUAUUCAAACUGGGCGGGGUCACAGCUUCCUUCACUGCCUCCGUGGGCAGCCUGUUUCUCACGGCCAUUGACAGGUACAUAUCUAUUCACAGGCCCCUGGCCUAUAAGAGGAUUGUCACCAGGCCCAAAGCCGUGGUGGCAUUUUGCCUGAUGUGGACCAUAGCAAUCGUGAUCGCUGUGCUGCCUCUUCUGGGCUGGAACUGCAAGAAACUGAAAUCAGUUUGCUCAGACAUUUUCCCACUCAUUGAUGAAACCUACCUGAUGUUCUGGAUCGGGGUCACCAGCGUGCUGCUGCUGUUCAUCGUGUAUGCGUACAUGUACAUCCUCUGGAAGGCCCACAGCCACGCCGUCCGCAUGAUUCAGCGCGGCACUCAGAAAAGCAUCAUCAUCCACACGUCCGAGGAUGGCAAAGUACAGGUGACCCGGCCGGACCAAGCCCGCAUGGACAUUAGGUUAGCCAAGACCCUGGUCCUGAUCCUGGUGGUGUUGAUCAUCUGCUGGGGCCCUCUCCUUGCCAUCAUGGUGUAUGACGUCUUCGGAAAGAUGAACAAGCUCAUUAAGACGGUGUUUGCAUUCUGCUCUAUGCUCUGCCUGCUGAACUCCACCGUGAACCCCAUCAUCUAUGCUCUGAGGAGCAAGGACCUGAGACAUGCUUUCCGGAGCAUGUUCCCCUCAUGUGAAGGCACUGCACAGCCUCUGGAUAACAGCAUGGGGGACUCGGACUGCCUGCACAAACACGCAAACAAUGCAGCCAGCGUUCACAGGGCUGCGGAGAGCUGCAUCAAGAGCACGGUCAAGAUCGCCAAGGUAACCAUGUCUGUGUCCACAGACACGUCUGCUGAGGCUCUGUGAGCCUGACGCCUCCCUGGCAGCACAGGAAAAGAAAUCCUUUUUUUUUUUUUCCUUAAAGCUCAAGAUCUAGAAGAGUCCAUUGUCUCAUCGGUUAUAUUUUUUUAAGUUUACCAUGCUCAGUGAAAAGGUGAUUGUCACCGUGGUCAUUUAUCAGUUUGCUAAUGUUUCAAUAGUUUAGGUACUCAAACUCCAUUCUCCAGGGGUUUACAGUGAAGAAAGCUUGUUGCUUAAGUGACUGAACGGUCCUUCAAAGUCUCCAUGAAAUAGGAAGGAAACCUUUGGCUACACAAUUUGAAGUGUAAGUACCCAUAGAAAAAUAUCAUCAAAUGAGUAAUGCCUUUGUAACCACAACUUUCAUUAUAAUGUGAAAUGUAUCUGUCCAUAGUAUCAGAGAUGUCCAUUUUUACAACAGUAAUAGUACUGAAGUAGAGAUAUUUUGUAAAAUGUGUUGUGUCCUGUGAGAUGUGUAUCAAUGUUUAUAUUAUGUUAUUUAUAUUUGUCUAAUUCAGCAAAACUGAAAGGUAGAUUUUUAUGAGAACAAUGGAACACACAAGCAGUGGAUAUAUGCCAAUGAGACUCCUUUUUUUCUAUAUUAUUGCCCAUGAUACAACUUUAGAAACCUUAAUAUUUCUUCAGAUAUCUCUAUUUGACACUGAAAUAACCAUAAAGAUUUAUUUUUCUGUUAAUACGACAAGAAGAAUUUGAAGACUUCAAAGUAUGAGCAGAAUUCAUUGCCACUUACAAAUUUAUUAGUCCUGCAUUUUCAUAGGAGGACAUUUAUUAUCUUCUGGACUGUAGCUGUUCUGUUGAGUAAUGGAUUACAAUCAGAAAGGAAGAGAGAAAGCAUAUUGACUUUUUUUGGGUGACAUCUCUGACUUUCUUUAGUCUUUAGCUAUUACUGGAUCUCUUAAGACAGCAUGUGUCAAUCUUAAUGUAUAUUGUUACCACUGUGCAGUUGCUGUUAACUUGAAGAGUAUUGUAUUCUUAUAUUCCAGGUUUAAGUAGAUUUCAUGCCUGGGUGGCCAAACAACAGUCUUCUGUUUUUUGGGUUUUUUUUAAUUGAAAAGUAUUGUCUGGAUCAGUAAAAUUAUACUGUGUGUGAAUGUGAAUAUAAAUGUGUGUAUGUGUGUAUUUCUAUCCUGUAACUGUUACAGUAAUGUCAUAAAGUGAGAAAACUGUGACCAAGUGUAAACUGUAUCACUUGCUGCACUCUUGCACAUGAAUUCAGUUUCUAAAAUUGAGUUCUUCCAGAAAUCUUGUUGACAGGAAUAGUGACUAUGACCAUUCAGAAAAUUCCCAUCCCCAAUCCUCCUUAAGAGAUUGGGUCAAGUAUUACUAAAUUGAUCUUUAGGUAUUACAUGAGACCAGUGUUUAGCAAGGAAUAAUCAAUGACAGACAUUCAAAAAAAAAAGGCUUGUAUUUAUAAUGUUAUUAUUGGGAAAUGAGAGUGUUUU